Molecule: messenger RNA, 1309 nt
Organism: Paramacrobiotus metropolitanus
Lineage: Eukaryota; Metazoa; Tardigrada; Eutardigrada; Parachela; Macrobiotidae
Biological process (GO): carbohydrate metabolic process
Molecular function (GO): cellulase activity
Source: RefSeq, a predicted model, not a curated record
UGAAUAAAUGUUUUCAGCGCACGGCUGCAUCGCCAAAAUCAUAUUAUCGCUCCAAUGAAAAGUACUUAACUGUUGUUUGUCCUGAGAAGUGCAUCAAUUCCUUUUUGCUGUCCCCGGUUUUGAAAGAGGGAUAGUAUUGCAGCUGUGCUUUGCUUGUAAUUGUAACUGUUCGUAUUUGCAAUAAUGCAAGCUCUACUGUUACAGAUGUCUGGUAUUCUCUCAUUGUUCCUGCUUUCUUCCUACCUGGUGGAAGAAGCCCUGUGCGCCAACAUUCAAUGGAACGGUAACUGGGCCAUGGGCUGCGACUUCUCCGGGAACGAUCUAUCCCGCGUCCAGGUACCCAGCGAGCAAUGCGGUGGACAGUGUGCCAACAAUCCCCAGUGCACCCAUUUCUCCUGGACCCGCUCGAAGGGGUUCCUGAAACGCGGUGCCAUCAGCAAAUCCAACGCCAUAACAGUCGGGGAUACUUCUGCAGUCUGCGGAGUGAUUCGCGAAACGGCCGGCAGCAGCAACGGCGGUGGUGGCGGUGGUGGCAGUACGCAGACGGGGAAGACGACCCGCUACUGGGACUGCUGCAAACCCAGCUGCUCAUGGAAGGAUAAAGCCGUCGUGAGCAACCCCGUGAAAACCUGCCGCAAGGACGGUAUCGCUGCGUUAACUGAUGUCAACGCCAAGAGUGGUUGUGACGGCGGUGACGCGUACGUCUGUAACGACAACAUCCCGUGGGCGGUCAACGAUAAGCUUGCCUACGGAUUCGCGGCCGCCCAUAUCAAGGGUUCGGAUGAGCGCGGAUGGUGUUGUGCGUGCUACAAGCUGGAUUUCACCAGCGGCCCGGUAUCCGGGAAGUCCAUGAUCGUGCAGGUGGUCAACAGCGGCGGCGAUCUGGGGGAGAAUCACUUUGAUCUGCAGAUCCCGGGCGGCGGUUUCGGGAUCUUUGAUGGGUGUACGCGGCAGUGGGGGCUAGCGGCGAGUGCGUGGGGAGAGCGGUACGGUGGGGUGCGGACGCGGGACCAGUGCAAUGCGCUGCCGCAGCCGAUCCGGGCCGGAUGUUAUUGGCGGUUUGAUUGGUUUAAAGGAGCAGAUAAUCCCAGCAUGAACUUUGCACCGGUACAAUGUCCGGCGGAAUUGCAGCGCAAGAGCAACUGUGCUCGCAAAUAGUAGAACCGUGAAAAAAUUUGCAACAAAGAAUUUCUAUCGCAUUGACGUACCGUACUAUCGAGUUUUGUUAUGACUGUUAAGCAUUUUAUUCGCAUUAAAUGGCUAUACGAACGCAGAAAUUACAACGAUGGGCAGAACAAAUACAAUAUUA